Molecule: messenger RNA, 1656 nt
Organism: Myotis brandtii (Brandt's bat)
Lineage: Eukaryota; Metazoa; Chordata; Mammalia; Chiroptera; Vespertilionidae
Product: nucleolin-like
Molecular function (GO): RNA binding
Source: RefSeq, a predicted model, not a curated record
AUGGUGAAGCUUGCAAAGGCUGGUAAAAAUCAAGGUGACCCCAAGAAAAUGGCUCCUCCUCCAAAGAAGGUAGAAGAAGAUAGUGAAGAUGAAGAAAUGUCAGAUGAAGAAGAUGAAAGCAGUGGAGAAGAGAUUAUCAUUCCUCAGAAAAAAGGCAAGAAGACUACCAUAACUCCAGGAAAGAAGGUGAUGGUUUCCCCAACAAAAAAGAUUGCAACGGGUAUCAGUGAUGUUUUUGCUAAAAACGAUCUUGCUGUUGUGGAUGUCAGAAUUGGUGUGUCGAGGAAGUUUGGCUAUGUGGAUUUUGAAUCUGCUGAGGACCUGGAAAAAGCCUUAGAAUUCACUCGUUUAAAAGUCUUUGGCAAUGAAAUUAAACUAGAAAAACCAAAGGGAAAAGACAGUAAAAAAGAUCGAGAUGCAAGAACACUUUUGGCAAAAAAAUCUGCCUUAUGUGGUAAAGUUACUCAGGAUGAAUUAAAAGAAGUGUUUGAAGAUGCUAUGGAGACCAGAUUAGUCAGCAAGGAUGGGAAGAAUAAAGGGAUUGCUUAUAUUGAAUUUAAGACAGAAGCUGAUGCAGAGAAAACCUUGGAAGAAAAGCAAGGGACAGAAAUAGAUGGGCGAUCCAUUUCUCUGUACUAUACUGAAGGUCAAAAUCGAGACCAUAGGGAUGGAAAGAACAGCACUUGGAGUGGUGAAUCAAAAACUCUUGUUUUAAGCAACCUUUCCUACAGUGCAACAGAAGAAACUCUUCAGGAAGUAUUUGAAAAGGCAACUUUUAUCAAAGUGCUCCAGAACCAAAAUGGCAAAUCUAAAGGGUAUGCAUUUAUAGAAUUUGCUUUAUUUGAAGAUGUUAAAGAAGCUUUAAAUUCCUGUAAUAAAAGAGAAAUUGAGGGCAGAGCAAUCAGGCUGGAAUUGCAAGGACCCAGAGGAUUGCCUAAUGCAAGAAGCCAGCCAUCCAAAACUCUAUUUGUCAAAGGUCUGUCGAGGAGACUACGGAAGAGACAUUGAAGGAGUCCAUUUGAUGGCUCUGUCCGGGCAAGGAUAGUGACUGACUGGGAUACGGGCUCUUCCAAAGGGUUUGGUUUUGUAGACUUCAAUAGUGUGGAAGAUGCCAAAGCUGCUAAGGAGGCCAUGGAAGAUGGUGAAAUUGAUGGAAACAAAGUUACUUUGGAUUGGGCCAAGCCUAAGGGUGAGGGUGGCUUCGGGGGCCAUGGUGGAGGCAGAGGUGGCUUUGGAGGCAGAGGGGGCCGAGGUAGACUUGGUGGCAGAGGCCGGGGAGGUUUUGAAGGUCAAGGAGGCUUCCGAGGAGGCAGAGGAGGAGGAGGAGACCAUAAGCCACAAGAAAAGAAGAUGAAGUUUGAAUAGUUUCUUCUAUCCCUCUUUCCCUCUUCCAUUUGAAAAAGAAAGGACUCUGGUGUUUUUACUAUGUUACCUGAUCAAUGACAGAGCCUUCUAAGGACAUUCCAAGACAGUAUACAGUCCUGUGGUCUACUUGGAAAUCCAUUUAGAUAACAUUUCAAAGGAGAUAACCUGUUGGUUUUGACUGGAUAUUCGUAUAAACUUUUUAAAGAGAUGAGUGGUAGAGCUAACCCUUAUCUGUAAGUUUUGAAUUUAUAUUGUUUCUUCCCGUGUACAAAACCAUUUUUUUCCUACAAA